CCCUGAGAAGCACCACUUUGAGCACCGGCAGCAGCAGAUGCUGUUGCUAGAGCGAGUCCCCCUGCCGUGCCUGGCCAUGCCGGUGUGUUUUGUCGCUGGGUUUUGGAGCAGCACCACCCAAAGCCCAGCACGAGCUGGUAGGAAAGCAGCACUCGCCUGGUUAACAGGCGCAGGGAGGAUGUGCUUGCUGCUCGCUGCAAUUGCACAAGCUGAACCCCAGCCAGUUCUUCAGUUCUGAGAAGAAAAACAAAGCCAUGUCCCAGACCAGUUUUCCCUUCAUCGCCAGUUGGCCAGAAGGAGCCCAGAUCCAGUUGCAGCCUGUUCUGACCCCUGGGAAUGGUUCUUGGGAAAGGAAGGACGUGGAUCUGUGUGCGGCGGAGCCCCUCGCUGGUGGGAAGUGGAAUGCAAGGGGCUGCUGCCUGGGAACGCAGAUUCCGGCUGGUGGAAGAAAGGAUGAGGAUGGAGUGGGAACGUGGGGAGGGAGCUGGAGGGAGACUUGUGAGGCACACAGGACGUUAUCCCAGGCAGCGUUGAGCGCCGUGAACCAUCCUGCUCCGGGACACGUUCCCGUGGGCUGCUGCGGUCCAGGCAUCCAUCGGGAUGCCUCGGUCCGAUGCCAGGACGCGCCGGAACGGGGUCACCCGGCCCCAUAGGAGCCCCACGGCUCCCAGCAGCGCGGGGCCAGGCCCGCACAUGCUCCCUGCCUUGUUUUGCAGGGCUCGGCGAGGCCGCCCCGUCCCGCCCCACCGGGGCCGCCCCCGGGCCGCGCCGGGCUCUUAAGGCGGCGGAGGCGGUGCCGGGGCCGGGCUGCGCCGAGGGACGGGCUCUCGCCAUGCUCUUCGAUCGCCUCAAGCGCUUCUCGGUCGUGCUGGAGGGCGCGGAGGGGGACGCCGCGGUCGCGUUCAGCCCCGGGCAGGCGGUGUCGGGCCGCGUGGUGCUGGAGCUGGCGGCGGCGGCGCGGCUCGGCGCCCUGCGGCUACGGGCGAUGGGCGCUGCCCGCGUUCACUGGACCGAGUCCCGCAGCGCCGGCUCCAGCACCGCCUACACGCAGAGCUACAGCGAUCAGGUGGAGUUCCUCAGCCACCGCGACACGCUGCUGGCACCCCCAGACAAUGGUGAAGCCACCGUCCUGCAGGCAGGAAGGCACGAGUUUCCCUUCACCUUCCAGCUCCCCGAGACCCUGGCUACCUCCUUCGAGGGGAAGCACGGCAGCGUGCGCUACUGGGUGAAAGCCAAGCUGCACAGACCCUGGUCAACAGUGAAGAAGGUGAAGAAGGAGUUCACUGUGAUUGAACCCAUCGACAUCAACACUCCCGUGCUGCUGGCUCCCCAGGCAGGUGCUAAGGAGAAACUUGCUCGUGCCUGGUACUGCAACCGUGGCCAGGUUUCUGUGACUGCCAAGAUUGACCGCAAAGGCUACACCCCAGGUGAGGUCAUCCCUAUCUUUGCUGAGAUUGACAACUGCACAAACCGGGUGGUGGUGCCCAAGGCGGCCAUCAUCCAGACUCAGACCUUCAUCGCCCGGGGCACCAAGAAGCAGAAGAAGUCGGUGGUGACCAGCAUCGUCGGGGACUCCAUUGCAGCGGGGAAGCGGGAAGUCUGGCACGGGCGGGCACUGAAGAUCCCACCGGUGGGGCCGUCCAUCCUCCAGUGCCGCAUCAUCCAGGUGGAAUACUCCCUGAAGGUUUGUGUGGAUAUUCCUGGGACAUCCAAGCUGCUCCUUGAGCUGCCACUUGUCAUCGGAACCAUCCCACUGCAUCCGUUUGGGAGCCGCACGUCCAGUGUCAGCAGCCAGUACAGCGUCAGCCUGGACUGGCUGAGCACCAUCCCGGAGCAGCCAGAGGCUCCUCCCGAAUACUCGGCAGUGGUGUCCAGCCCCGAGGCCGAGCAGAGCCUGGCUCCCCCGUGCCGCAGUGAGCUUGGUGGCAUGCUGGAAGGUCCCUUCUUUGCCUACAUCCAGGAGUUCCGCUUCCGACCACCUCCACUGUAUUCAGAGAUUGAUCCAAACCCCUCCUCAGACAACAUCCGCCCGCGCUGCAUGACCUGUUGAGAGAAGCGCAUCGGAUGCAGUUGACAGCGUAGUGAUCCCUUGGGAUGAAAGCUUCCACCCUCACAGCACUUGGGUCUGGAAAUGGAGACACGGUGGCUGUGAGCCCAGAGCUCCUGCAGUGCCAGGAGACCCCGGCUCCAUUGCUGCCCUCAACUCUCUUGUUGGGACUGUCCUGCAGACCAACACCAAGCGUGGUGGCGUGGGCUCGUGCCUGGUAGGAGAACACGGGAGACUCUGGUGUGGAGCAGGGCCCUGUGUGCUUGGGCAGGACACGGAGGGUUAAUGACUGCCCCAGGAUUUGGGGGCUAAAAUGGGAUGUUCAGCAUGAGCCAGGAUUGCUCUCCCCUUGCCUGCAGUGGCCAUGCUCUGGCAACUCCUGUCAUGGAACGCAGGAGCUUGGAGGUGUUUCUCAGGAUCACUAGAGAAUGUUUUACUGGGGCUUGGGUUUGUCCCGUGCUGGUGCAGGUGAAGCCCUGCUCCUGCAGUAGCUCACCAGGACUGCAGUUCCCUAAGGAAGUAGAAGGCCUCUUUCUGGCCAAAUGAAGCAUCAUCUGCUGCUGCUGAUCUUUGCCAUGAGCCUGGUGAUGCCUGCGGGGGGAAUGGUUUUGGAGAACCCCAUGAAAUUGGAAAGGCUUCCACGGGCUGUUACCAG
Pezoporus occidentalis (night parrot) is the source of this 2702-nucleotide messenger RNA. RefSeq names its product arrestin domain containing 2 (gene ARRDC2). Lineage: Eukaryota; Metazoa; Chordata; Aves; Psittaciformes; Psittacidae. Gene Ontology annotation, cellular component: cytoplasm; plasma membrane. The transcript is spliced from 8 exons. Bases 614 to 2050 code for a protein of 478 amino acids. Gene Ontology annotation, biological process: protein transport. The record is from RefSeq and is a predicted model, not a curated record.